CAACGAGGACAUAACUACCUAUGGGUUUACUAUGGGGGUUGCAAUACGUUCCCUCUGCAGGAGUGAUUGGCCCCGCGCUUCUGCAAGCUAUGGAGACACUGCGGAUCACCGUCUGGACGUGAAAGCUUAUCCCACCACGAUGCAUUCUACUCCCCAACUUGUAUCUCCUGCCCUUGCUAGAGACUUACAAGACUGCAGGAAGACUUAUCUGAAUAUACUCAUGGCAUUUCUAGCCCUUCAGUCGAUAUCAGGAUCUGAAAAUCUUUUGGUGGCUACCCUCACGCUGAUACUAUAUACUAUCAGCCUGCACAUCACUGCUAGCGUGCCGGGUGUUUCUCACCUUGGAGCAGUAAUUUUUGGAAUUUUGCACGCAAUUCCAGCGGUUGGAAUUCUCGCCGUAACGUCAGUGGAGUUGGCGUUUGCGGUAAAAUCACCAGCAGUGGCUGUUUCUAUCAUCAUAUCUUGUUUCCUCCCUACGAUGAUUGUGAUUUCCCAGUACCUCCGUAUGCGGUACUACAUGAAGGCAAUGAUAGAUCAGCUCCCGAUGACCGUCCCUGAGGACCUAGCAUUAGAGCUGGCAUGAUUGGAGUUCACUGAUAGUCCUUCCCCACUGCCUGUUCUCAAUUGUCCCCUCCUUA
This is a messenger RNA of Suillus discolor, 638 nucleotides long. RefSeq lists its product as uncharacterized. NCBI's taxonomy places the organism in Eukaryota, Fungi, Basidiomycota, Agaricomycetes, Boletales, Suillaceae. The transcript is spliced from 5 exons. Bases 32 to 583 code for a protein of 183 amino acids. The record is from RefSeq and is a predicted model, not a curated record.